Aspergillus vadensis CBS 113365 is the source of this 934-nucleotide messenger RNA. RefSeq lists its product as uncharacterized. The record is from RefSeq and is a predicted model, not a curated record. NCBI's taxonomy places the organism in Eukaryota, Fungi, Ascomycota, Eurotiomycetes, Eurotiales, Aspergillaceae. The transcript has 3 exons. The coding region runs from base 77 to 649 and encodes 190 amino acids.
CCAUCGUCCACAUCACCUAUACACAUACUUAUCCAAAUUCCACAUUAUUACCUACUACACAAAAUCAAGGCCCAAAAUGCCCCCCACCACGGCCCCUCACCCCGACCAACGCGGCAUCGAACCGCACCCCGACCUCCCCCACAACACCGCCCACGAAGUCGACUACACCCCCCACCCAGAGAACUCCGUGCCCCUGCCCCCAUCCCGCCAAUCCAUCCAAGACCACAUCAUAGCCCUAUACUGCGGCAGUGCGUCCGCCGAAGACAUGAGUGUCUACGCAGAGCAAGCCGUCUACGACGAUCCAUUCAGUUACUGUGAUACGCGGUACAAAAUCGCUGGUCAAUGGUACGGCAUUCCGAAGCUCUUCAGCAAGAGCGAGAAUCUGGGGACGGAGGUGGUGUCGAAUACGGACGAUGAGAUGGUCUGGAAGCAGAGACAGAAGUAUACGUUUCGCGGGAUUGGAGCGUCCCGGACGGAGGAUAGUUUGGUGAGUUUGAGGUUGCAGGGUGGGGAGGAUGGGGAGAGGGUCGUUUAUCAUAAGGAUAUGUGGAGUGAGAAGGAUUAUGAUCAUCAGGGAUUCGGGGCGCUGAUGAAGAAGGUUAAUGGGGAUAAGUUGACGGGGAUUACGAGGCCGCCGGAGGAGCUAUAGAGUUUUGAUAGUGUGGUGGGAUGGGAUGGGAUGAUGUUGGUGUUGAGGUCUGGAGUAUGGGAGGGGAGGUAAAUGUGUUGAUAUUCGAGCUGUUGGGCCAUUUCAUUGUGGUAUAUUUAUGCUUCUAUGUUGGUGGCAUGGUGUUUGAUAGGUGGGUAUGUUGAUAGAAUGUAUAGUAUAGGAGUUUAUUGUUCACUGUUACAUCUGUCGAAGAAACAAUCCUCCUAGACACUGUACAGACUCACGGGUUCGUUGGAUUCAAUGAGCCCAAUCAAUCAAUCAUGU